AUUCAUGCUUUAACAGUUAAACGUAAAUCUGUAAUCACUUAUCCAAUGAAUCUGCUUCUCAUCAUUAAAUUCCACCGACAUUCCUGAGGAAAAAUUACAAUCCAAAUACAAAUUUAUAUUUCCAUUGAAAUAUUUAUUGGUAAAGUCUGUCCUGGGAAAUGAAACUGAUGGAUACAUGUGUUUGAUAGCUAUGAGCAUUUAAAAUUCCAUAAAGUAUCAGCGAAGUUUCAGAUAUCGAUAAAAUGGCAGAAAAUAAAACGUUUACAGAGGAAGAGACGUGGACACAUUCGUGCAAACAACAGGAAACUGAAAAUGCAGAAAAUUACGAGUUGGAGAACAAGGGAGGUAACCGGAAGAAGAACUCUGAUCACAACAAUUACGAGAAUUGUGACGAAGAUGGGGAUAAGGCAUGUGAUGACGAGGAAAAUGAAUGUGACGAAGAUGAGGAGAAUGAUUGUGACUGGAUGACGAAAGAAGAGGAAGAGAGAAAAAUAAUACAAUGUUUGAAGGACGUGGUAGUUAGAUGUACUCACGCUAAUCCUAAGAAAAGACCAACUUCGUAUGAAGUGCUCGAUAUGUUAUACAAAGUAUACGAACCACCAAAAGAACCUUGGUCUGUGAGGAAUUUCUGUCAGUACGCAUGUCAAGCAGAAAACUACGAAGAUUACGAGGACUCCACGAUGGAUACACCGGCACAGGAUAAAUAAACGUCAUCAAGGUGAAGACAUUUCAAAGUUUGUUGUUUAAAAUGUUUUUGUUUUCUUUCAAAAGGCAAACAAUGAAUUAAAUAUGCCAAGUAGAACAAAUUUACCUACAUAUUCAAAGUGUGGCAACUCUGGUUGUUUAAUAAAAAUAUGUGUUUAUUCCAAA
Molecule: messenger RNA, 870 nt
Organism: Mytilus californianus (California mussel)
Lineage: Eukaryota; Metazoa; Mollusca; Bivalvia; Mytilida; Mytilidae
Exons: 4
Coding region: 243-707 (154 amino acids)
Source: RefSeq, a predicted model, not a curated record